Messenger RNA from Microdochium trichocladiopsis, 963 nucleotides. RefSeq lists its product as uncharacterized. The transcript has 2 exons. The record is from RefSeq and is a predicted model, not a curated record. Bases 1 to 963 code for a protein of 320 amino acids. NCBI's taxonomy places the organism in Eukaryota, Fungi, Ascomycota, Sordariomycetes, Xylariales, Microdochiaceae.
AUGCCUGCUCGUCCCAACCCUCCGAAGAAUGCUGCGCGCUGCUUCAUCCAAAUGGUCGACUUCCGUCGCGAGAAGGAUGACGAGCUGGACAAGGAGCAUGACGCUCUCAUGGCCAAGCUCAGACUCCUUCUCGAGUACUACAAUGCCGACCGUGGUUACUGGCACCCGUAUCUCGGUGCUCUGUACGGCCUCAAGCGAGGUUCCGAAGACACCCUGAUCAAGCUGCACGACCUCAUCGGCCGGUACAAGGAGCUUCCUGAGGACGACGCACGCCGCAUCCACUUCUUCAGAAGACUCAAGUGUGCCCAGCGCAUGGCCAACCGCCACGUUCGCCGUGCUCUGGUCUGGCCUCACGAGGAGGCCAUGUACGUCCUCGCAAGUCCCGACUCGCAAAGCACCAGGUUCUAUGCCUACCGCUACGUGGAUGACUUGGAGCUCCCCAGUCGUUACCGCAUCUUGACCGACUCGCCGGCAUUGACAAAGCCUCCUACUGACUGGCCAUUCCCCAAGGAGAAGACAGGCUUGGUAGCUCCCCCCAUCCCUCCCAACGACCAGCUCCGUGCCCAUCGGGCACAAGCUGCGAUCUACAACCCUUGGGUUGGCACUCACCCUGAUGAGAUCGAGGCUAACGCCAAUUUGCACAACAAGGGCAAGCUUGGCCAGAAGAUCCGCGACUUCUUCGCCAAGAUGAAGACCAAGCGUGCCGACAAGGCACAGGUCAAGGCCGACAAGAAGGGUGACGAUGCCCAGAAGGGUGCUGACGCCCAGAAUGGCGCUGACGCUGCUGCCAACGGCGCUGGUCCAGUCAUCCCUGAGAUUCAGGUCGGCAAUACCGAUGGCAACCAGGCCGCCGACAACGCCUCUUCAGUCUUCGAGGACAUCCACGCCUCUGUGGGCAAUGACGCGGGCACUGUUCAGACGGGCCUCAAUGCUCACCCGGUUCGCCGCCCUGUUGACGAGUAA